Molecule: messenger RNA, 8460 nt
Organism: Leptosia nina
Lineage: Eukaryota; Metazoa; Arthropoda; Insecta; Lepidoptera; Pieridae
Source: the annotation of a GenBank genome assembly
AUGGGCAAUCGGGGCUUCACAGGAUAUCACGAAGAGACGUUACCUGAAAAACCAGGAAAUGUUAAAAGCAAAGGCAGACAACGAAGCUAUGAAACAAUACUCAAGAGACCAAGGAUAGAUAGGAAAAACAGUUUACAAUACAACAUAACAAAGUCGCGGCAUUCUCAGAGUAGAAUAAAAAAGAUAUUAAAAAAUCAAGCGCCUGUUGUCUUAGCGAUUGUUGCUUCCGAUUCAAAUUUAAGAUUGAGACGUAAAAAGAAAUACAAGAGAGCAUGUUUAGAAGGUUCUGUACGAAAUAAAAAAUCCCACGAAAGGAUACCAAUUUCUUAUCCAUGUGCAACAUAUUGCACGUCUGAUAAGGGUGUCAUUGCAUGGGGCAAGAGAGGCUACAAGAUGGGGGACAGCUUCUUGCACCUGGGGGAUAUCGUCUCCCUCUAUGCAGAGGGCUCGGUCGCUGGUUUCCUCAGCACUUUAGGGUUGGUAGAUGACAGAUGCGUUGUAUGCCCAGAAGCCGGCGACCUUACAGAUCCACCUAAAAAAUUCCGAGAUUGCCUCUUCAAAAUAUGCCCGAUGAACCGUUACUCUGCGCAGAAGCAGUUCUGGAACACCGCCAAACAAUCAGCCAACACCAACGCCGAUACCGACACCGGACUGUUGAAGAGGUUGCAUCAUGCAGCGGAGAUAGAGAAGAAACAAAACGAAAUGGAGAACACGAAAGUACUUGGCACAGUAGUUCAAUAUGGUAGCGUGAUCCAACUACUGCACGUGAAGAGUAACAAAUAUUUAACUGUAAACAAAAGACUGCCUGCCCUAUUGGAGAAGAACGCAAUGCGAGUCCACUUAGACGCUAACGGAAAUGAGGGAUCCUGGUUUUACGUUAUACCAUUCUAUAAACUAAGAUCUACUGGUGACAAUGUGGUGGUUGGUGAUAAGGUGAUACUGAAUCCUGUGAACGCUGGUCAGCAAGUACUUCAUGUGUCUGCUAAUCACGAACUGCCAGACAAUGUCGGUUGUAUGGAGGUGAACGUAGUAAACUCCUCGACUUCGUGGAAAGUGACUCUAUUCUUAGAGCAUAAAGAGAACCAGGAAGAGAUUCUGAAGGGAGGAGAUGUAGUGAGGCUUUUCCACGCUGAACAAGAAAAGUUCCUCACCAUGGAUGAAUAUAGGGAGCGGCAGCACGUGUUCUUGAGAACCACUGGUCGGUCGAGUGCUACUGCGGCUACGAGUAGUAAAGCGUUAUGGGAGAUCGAGGUAGUUCAACACGAUCCGUGCAGAGGUGGCGCUGGCCAUUGGAACUCCAUAUUCAGAUUUAAACAUCUAGCUACAGGCCACUAUUUAGCAGCGGAAGCGUGUCCCAAAACUUCUGAAUCCAGCAACGAUGGCUUAGAACCAGCCUAUCAAUUAGUAUCCGUGCCGCAUUCGUCCGAAAUAGCGACGUUGUUCGAAUUGGAUCCCACCACAAUGACGCAUUCGGACGCACCAGUACCACAAAGUAGUUAUGUCAGAUUACAACAUUUAUGUACACACACCUGGGUCCAUUCGACAUCAAUACCGAUAGAUAAAGAUGAAGAUAAGCCUGUUAUGUCGAAAGUAGGUUGUUCAGUCAUAAAGGAAGAUAAAGAAGCCUUCGCCUUAAUAUCGGUCUCGCCAAGCGAAGUGAGAGACCUGGAUUUUGCGAAUGACGCGUGCAAAGUUCUGUCAGCACUUUCAUCCAAACUGCACCAGGGGAAUAUUGAACAUAAUGAGAUGAAAGCACUGACAUGCCUCUUACAAGAUAUAGUAUACUUCAUAGCUGGGUACGAAAAUGAACCAAACAAGUCGAAGGCGUUAGAUCUCGUCGUGGAGAAUCCGAACAGAGACAGACAGAAAUUGCUCAGGGAACAAUACAUUUUGGGACAACUGUUCAAAAUAUUACAGGGCCCAUUUGAAGAAUCGCCAGGCAGCGAACCGUUUCUUAAAAUGGAAGAGCUUUCUGAUCCAAGAUAUGCGCCUUACAAGUUCAUUUUUAGACUUUGCUAUAGGAUACUACGGUUAAGUCAACAGGAUUAUAGAAAAAAUCAGGAAUACAUAGCUAAGCACUUCGGGUUCAUGCAGAAGCAAAUAGGUUGUGAUAUCUUAGCAGAAGACACGAUCACUGCACUCCUGCAUAACAACAGAAAGCUCUUGGAAAAACAUAUUACAGCGGCUGAGAUUGAGACCUUUGUUGGCCUUGUACGCAAGAACAUGAAGACCUGGCAAUCCCGUUUCUUGGACUACCUCAGCGAUCUCUGCAUUUCCAACAAGAAGGCGAUAGCUGUCACCCAAGAGUUGAUCUGCAAGAGUGUGCUGUGUGCGAACAACGCAGAUAUUCUCAUCGAGACCAGGUUCAGUCAGCAGAGAUUACUGACAACCAAAUAUGAAAGCAAAUCACCAGAUGACGGACAUAACUAUUCAGUUGAUGUUAUAUUACUUUGGAACAAUAAACAGUUCUCGAUAUCUCGUUCGCAGUCCAAACGGCUCUUAUCCCAGCUGGCUGCUGAAGCAAAAGCGGAUCCUCGUUGCGAAGCAGCCGCCGUCUUAGAUUACUAUCGGCAUCAACUUGAUCUCUUCUCCAACAUGUGCCUCAAUCGACAGUACCUCGCUCUUAACAGCCUGUCUCAGCAACUCCAUAUCGAUCUUAUUCUGAAGUGUAUGGCAAACGAGUCCCUCCCUCACGAAGUACGGGCAUCGUUCUGUCGCCUGAUGCUGCAUCUUCAUGUGGACCGUGACCCUCAAGAACCAGUUACUCCCGUGAAGUACGCGAGACUGUGGAGCGAAGUGGCUGACACAAUACAUAUACACGACUAUCAAUGUGUUCGAGGAGGCCCACAAUCAACGCGGGAUAAAGUAAAGAAGCAGUUCUCAUCAACGAUCGAGUUCGUUGAGAGCUACUUAUGCAAUGUGGUAAAGAUGACUUGGUACUUCGGUGACCAUGACCAGAACAAACUCACAUUUGAAGUGGUCAAGUUGGCUAGAGAACUCAUUUACUUUGGAUUUUACAGCUUCAGUGAUCUCCUACGUCUCACUAAGACAUUGCUAAGUAUCCUCGACUGCGUGACCACAAUUGACCUACUGAAUGACACACACGCUCUAACUGGAGACGUAGAAUCGGAAGGUGGUGUGUUACGUACGAUAGGAGAUAUGGGGGCUGUUAUGACUUCGAUCACUCUUGGGGCUGCCAAUCAAGUGGUGAGCAGCAACGGUCCUCAGCGCAGUCCUUCAGCGCUAGCGCUGGCGAGAAAACAUCCACUAGUUAUGGAGACUAAGCUGAAAAUCAUUGAGAUCUUACAGUUCAUCCUGGACGUCCGGCUGGAUUAUCGUAUCUCUUGCCUGCUGUCUAUCUUCAAGAAGGAAUUCGAGCAGGCGGGAGAUAAGGCAGAUUCUAUCGCCCGGGCUGACGUCGAAGCCAUUGGCUUGCAGGCUGAGGGCAUCUUUAGUUGCCAGAACGGUCUGGAUCUCGAUGGCCGUGGUGGGGGUAUGGUCCUUCGAGUCUUACUACAGUUGUGCUCGCAAGGCGCUUCGGCUGCGCUCGUCUCUGGGGCUCUUGCUUUGCUCUUCAGACAUUUCAGUCAGAGGCAAGAGGUGUUGGCAGCAUUCAAACAGGUACAACUGCUAGUGUCGGACGCAGACGUCGAGUCUUACAAGCAAAUUAAAGCGGAUCUAGACGUCUUACGGCAGAGCGUAGAGAAAUCUGAGCUAUGGGUGUUCAAUAAGGGCCGGGCUGGAGCCCUGGACGAUCAUACAGAAAUCAAAGGAACAGUCGGUCCGGGUGGAGCUGUGUUAGAGAGAAAUGCUUCGUUGGAUAACGUGCUAGACACUUCCAGAUCUACCAAAUACGAUCACAUGAACGAAUAUAAGAAAAUCAAAGAGAUUUUGGAGCGAAUGAUUAAAUAUUGCACGCGCGGUAACAAUGGUGACAGCGGUUCGGGACGCCCGCGCAGGCACGAGCAAAGACUGCUAAGGAAUAUUGGCGUACAUAAUAUUGUUUUGGAUUUACUGCAGGUUCCUCACGACGAAGACGAUUCAGCCAUGAACGAGCUUUUAGAUUUGGCUCAUGAGUUCCUUCAACACUUCUGCCAUGGGAAUCAACAGAACCAGGCUAUUCUCCACAAACACCUCGAUCUGUUUUUAAAUGCUAGCAUUCGUGAAGCUCAAACAGUAUGUGCGAUAUUUGAAGAGAAUGCAGCAUUAUGUGCGCACGAAGGUAACGAAAAAGUGGCAGCACAUUUUGUCCAUUGUAUCGAGACACAUGGAAAGAGACCGGCAUAUUUACGCUUUCUGAGGACGAUUGUUAGAGCUGGAGGUCAACAUAUAAGACGCAGUCAGGACUUGGUGAUGCAAGAGAUGGUGAAUUCAGGCGAGGACGUUUUAGUAUUCUACAAUGACAAAGUAUCUUUUAACCAUUUCGUGCAAAUGAUGCGCGAGUACAAACAGACAGGGGAAAUGCCUGAAGUUCUCACAUAUCAUAUUCAACUCGUGAAACUUCUGACUUGCUGCACUCUAGGCAAAAAUGUAUACACUGAAAUAAAGUGUCAUAGUCUACUUCCAUUGGACGAUAUUGUCGCAAUGAUCACACACCCGGACUGCAUACCAGAGGUAAAAGAAGCCUAUGUUGGUUUCCUAAACCACUGCUACAUUGACACUGAAGUGGAGAUGAAGGAGAUCUACUCCAGCAAUUAUAUGUGGGAUCUCUUUGAACGAUCGUUUUUGCAAGAUAUGAACGCUAUACUCCAGCCAUCUCCAGGAACGUCUUCAGAUCCAGCCAAGAUCGCUGGUGGAUGUAAACAAGCCUGGGUGGACUAUGUCACUGAUGUCCUCAUGCACACAAUAUGCACCUUCUUCAACUCGCCGUUCAGCGACCAAAGCACCACUGUACAGACGCGGCAGUCAAUAUUCGUAAAACUACUGCAGAGUACAUUCCGGAUCUACCAAUGCCCUUGGCUGAGUCCGCCCCAGAAGCUCAACGUCGAAAAAUGUAUUAGGACUCUAAGCGAAGUUUCGAAGAGUCGCAGUAUCGCAAUACCACUUGAACUGGAAGCGAAAAUACAAACAGUUUUCGAAAAGGCGGCAGCACUCUCGCGUCAAACAAGCAAAUGGUUACUCGUCUCGAAAACCAGCAAACUCGAGAAGAUGGCAUCACAGAGUAACCUGCAAAACGACAGAUCAGUUAUGGAAGGUCUGCAAGAGAUAGUUUCAUUGUUAGAAGAGCAACUGCGUCCCUUAUUGCAGGCGGAACAAUCUCUUCUCGUAGACAUUUUAUAUAAGCCUCACCGGCUCUUUACUUCGCCAGGAGAACUCAUGCAUCCAGACACAAGUGGAAUAUUUAUAUCGAGAUUAAUACGUCACACGGAGAAACUUCUAGAAGAGAAAGAAGAGAAGUUAUGCGUCAAAGUUCUGCGUACAUUACGCGAGAUGAUGGCUGUUGAUCCCGAGUAUGGCGAGAAAGGCAAUCAAUUGCGCAACAAGCUAUUAUCUCAGUAUUUCGUGAACCGAAAGUCUGAGCCAAAAGUUUUACCUCAAACGCCGGUUGUUGCAGUUACACAUGGUCCCGGGGCGAAGGUGUUGAUGCGCACCGGGCAGACUCUUGCGCAAGUUCAGGCUCAUUUGGAUCGCGAAGGUGCUUCGGACCUUGUGGUGGAAUUGGUCAUCAAGAGUACUAACAGACCAGCUAUUUUCUUAGAGGCAAUUCAACUUGGUAUCGCGCUACUUGAAGGCGGCAACCCCAUAAUUCAGAACAGCAUUUUUACGAAAUUACAAAACGGUGAAAUAUCACAGGCAUUUUUAAAGGUGUUCUACGAUAAGAUGCGUGAAGCGCAACAGGAGAUCCGUUCUCUAGCGGUAAGCAGUACAUCUGGAGCGCCGACUGAUAAGCGUAGCAGUCCUACUGAUCGACCUAAGCCCUCCAUUCCAGAAGGAAAAGCAGCCCAAGGGCCAAUCGUUGUUGGCGAAGAUAUGGAUGACGAAGUGAGCAGCGCUUGCGGUUCCGCGGUGCACGCCUACUCGGAUAUUCAUACUAUGUCGCAUGGCACUACCGUGUUAGAAGAGAUAAUGGCUGAGAAGAAGCGUACGAAUGGCAACGGCGAAAUGUUACCAGCUAAGGUUGCUGUGAUGAAACCGAUUCUACGCUUCUUACAGCUUCUAUGUGAAAAUCACAAUCCAGAUCUUCAGAACCUUCUUAGGAACCAAAACAAUAAGUCUAACUAUAACCUAGUGUCAGAAACACUCAUGUUCUUGGACUGCAUCUGUGGGUCUACGACUGGUGGUCUCGGACUGCUGGGCUUGUACAUCAACGAGGGGAACGUGGCUCUCAUUAACCAGACCCUGGAAACGCUCACGGAAUAUUGUCAAGGCCCCUGUCACGAAAACCAAAACUGCAUAGCGACACACGAAAGUAACGGAUUGGAUAUCAUUACUGCGCUCAUCUUAAACGAUAUAAAUCCUCUGGGAAAAACUAGAAUGGACCUAGUCUUGGAACUGAAGAACAAUGCUUCUAAGCUGUUAUUGGCUAUCAUGGAAUCUAGAAACGAUUCAGAGAAUAAUGCUGAAAGAAUUCUUUAUAACAUGAACCCUAAACAGUUGGUGGACGUUGCUUGCAGUGCUUUUCACCAAGAGCAUGCGGACGCGGACUCUGACAGCGAAGAUGACGCGCCAUGCGCAGGAGUUUCACCUAAGGAGGUCGGCCACAACAUCUACAUUCUUUGCCAUCAACUGGCUGCUCAUAAUAAAGAACUGGCUGCCUUAGUUAGAUCGACUCCGACGGGUCCGGCUGCGCCUGCGCUGCAAUACUACCGUUCACAUACCGCACAGAUUGAGAUAGUGCGAACCGAUCGUAGUAUGGAGCAAAUUGUGUUCCCGAUUCCGGAAAUAUGCGAAUACCUCCCGGAUGAAAGCAAGCACAGAGUUUUGCAAAGUGCAGAAAGGGACGACCAAGGCAGCAAAGUAGCGGACUUCUUUUCGAGACUCGACAACCUUUUCCACGAAAUGAAAUGGCAGAAGAAACUAAGAGGACAGCCACUUCUCUUCUGGGUCUCGUCGUACAUGUCCUAUUGGAGUAACAUAUUGUUUAACUUUGCUGUCUUAAUAAAUGUUAUAGUAGCUUUCUUUUACCCCUUCCAAGAGGAAACUCCAAAACUGAACGAGCAUCUCUCCUUGGUGAUUUGGAUAGCUCUCUGCGCUUCUGGUGCACUUGUCACGUGGUCUCCAAGAUGGUCCAGCUUACGGGCACUAGCCGGGUGUAUCAUUGUCCUACUCAUAUCAUUACUUGGACCGGAACCAAUGCUCUGGUUACUCGGGAUGCUUACAGUGGUAGUAAAGGGCGUUCACCUUGUCAGUAUAAUGGGAAACCAAGGAACCCUCUCCAAGUCUGCGCGGCACGUCAUCACAGACCCAGAGCUUCUCUAUCACGGAGUGUACCUCGUUUUCUGCUUCUUGGGCAUAUGCUGCCAUCCCUUCUUCUUUUCUGUUCUGUUAUUGGACAUUGUAUACCGCGAAGAGACUCUUCUGAACGUGAUGCGAUCUGUGACAAGAAACGGCCGAUCUAUUCUCCUCACUGCAGUGUUAGCCCUGGUCCUCAUCUACAUGUUCUCUAUCGUCGGGUAUAUGUUCUUCCGAGAUCACUUUCUCGUCACCGUGGACAGACUUGAUGAUGAUGACGAUCCCCGGUUCGAGACAGAAAAGUGUGAUGAAAAUGAUCCGGUCGCAAAAUACCGGCCGCGGACGUCUCGUAUAGUAUCUGUGGGAGGCGAUCUGCGCGAGCGCAGCUGUGAUUCGCUGAUCAUGUGUAUCGUUACAACGCUUAACCAAGGAUUGCGAAAUGGCGGCGGAAUCGGGGAUAUAUUACGGGCACCAGCUAGCUUUGAACCUCUGUAUGUAGCUCGGGUGGUGUACGACCUGCUGUUCUUCUUCGUGGUCAUUAUUAUCGUACUGAACUUGAUUUUCGGUGUGAUCAUUGACACAUUUGCCGAUCUACGUAGUGAGAAGCAGCUCAAGGAGUCGAUACUUAAAAGUACCUGUUUUGUCUGUGGUUUGAAUAGAUCAGCCUUCGAUAACAAGACUGUGUCCUUCGAAGAACAUAUAAAGAGCGAACACAACAUGUGGCACUAUUUGCACUUCAUGGUCCUCGUCAGAGUCAAAGAUCCCACAGAAUUCACAGGUCCUGAGAGCUACGUGCAUUCUAUGAUUAAGUCAAAUAACUUGGACUGGUUUCCACGACUCCGUGCUUUGUCACUUAUGGGUGGUGGUGAAGGAGAAGGCGGUGAACUAGAAGUGCGUGCUCUGCAAGCUCAAUUAGAACGAGCACAGCAAGCUGUCCGUACACUUACAGAGUUGCUCACUGAACUUCGGGAUCAGAUGACGGAACAACGAAAGCAGAAGCAACGCAUCGGUCUGCUAAAUUCGACGUCUGCCUAUCUUCACAACUUGCAAAUGAACUUGCCGCCCUGA